Molecule: messenger RNA, 1206 nt
Organism: Pseudocercospora fijiensis CIRAD86
Lineage: Eukaryota; Fungi; Ascomycota; Dothideomycetes; Mycosphaerellales; Mycosphaerellaceae
Exons: 1
Coding region: 35-970 (311 amino acids)
Biological process (GO): Ras protein signal transduction; positive regulation of GTPase activity
Cellular component (GO): plasma membrane
Molecular function (GO): guanyl-nucleotide exchange factor activity
Source: RefSeq, a predicted model, not a curated record
GCGCACACUGCUAUUACCAAGGCAUAAUGGAUAUAUGGGGCAGCAACCUGGCAAGACCUUGAAAGAGAAGAUCAGCAAUCCUGCUCUUCAACUUCAAGCCUCCAACCAGCCAUUCCCUCAGCGACCUCAAAAAAUGCGAAGACCGAUGACAUCUCCUGGUAAUGCGCCAAUCAUUGCCACUUUCGAGAAGCACAUUCCAUUUGUGUUAGCAUUCGAGUCGGAAGUGGUUGCUGAACAGCUCACCAUCAUCGAGAAAGAUGCUCUGGAUGAGGUGGACUGGAAGGACCUGAUUAGUCUGAACUGGCAGCAAAGUCCCCCUUACGUCCGCAACUGGGUCGACUUCCUCAACAAGGAGACGUCAAAUGGCAUCGAUAUUGUCAUUGCACGAUUCAAUCUUGUCGUCAAAUGGUGCAUCUCUGAGAUUGUGCUUACCGAGGCCCCAAGCGAGCGAGCGCGAGCAAUCACGAAAUAUAUCCACAUCGCGAGUCACUGCCAUCGCAUGCGCAACUAUGCCUCACUUUAUCAGAUCACAUUGGCUCUACGAUCCACCGAGAUCAGUCGUCUCCAUGACACAUGGGGACUAAUUGCGCUCCGAGAGAAGCACAUGCUUGAGCAACUCGAGCAACUCUGUCGACCUCUGCGAAAUUUCCACAACCUACGCGCAGAAAUGGAGACGGCAAUGCCCAACAACGGCAUCAUACCUUUUAUUGGCUUAUACACCCACGACCUGAUGUUCAAUGCGCUCAAGUCAGCGCGCAUAACGUCUCCAGUGGCGGGCAAGGAACCACUGGUGAAUUUCGAGCGAUACCAAACGGCAGCUAUGAUUGUGAAGAAUUUACUCAGAUUGAUCGAGGCGAGCUCCAGAUACACGUUUCGACCUGAACCUGAGGCUCUCAGUCGAUGUCUCUGGAUUGCUGCGCUCGAAGAUGACGAGAUUACUGCGCGAAGCGUUGCGCUGGAGAAGGAUUAAUGGAUUUAUGAUUCACGAAUUGUUUGCCAUUUCUUGGAGGCGUUUCUUGGCCGUCUUGGUUUGCGAUACCCCUCUUACGAACCCCAAUUGCAUAACAGGCUCCUUUGUUCAAUGGUGUUCAACGGCAACAGUACUCGUCGUUGACCUUAGAGGGCAUUAUCUUUCUGGGCAUCCGCUUCGGUGGUAUCUAAUCAAUAGAAUGUCUACGAAUGUAACAGUUGUAAAUUUCAAGACUU